Molecule: messenger RNA, 1492 nt
Organism: Meloidogyne enterolobii
Lineage: Eukaryota; Metazoa; Nematoda; Chromadorea; Rhabditida; Meloidogynidae
Source: the annotation of a GenBank genome assembly
UUUUAAAAUGUUCGGUUCUUUGUCUUUUUGUCUGUUCUUAUUUUUUCAGGCUUGUCUCUGUUACCAAUUUUUUGCUUCAAUACGUUCUUCUGGCCUAAAAGUUAUUUGCAUGGCCUUUAACUCGUUUCCUCUUGAGAAAUUUAUUGAGAGUUUGGCAUUUGAUUCUACAGAACAAGCUCUGUCAUUUAUGAAAGUUUUUGGUGUGGAAUUGGACAGAGUAGAUCCCAAUUUAAUCAAUACUCGGGAUGGAAAGAAUAUUUUUUUACAAAAUACUGAAAUGCCUAAACCAAAUUUAAUUCCACAAAUGGGAUGUAAAUGGAUUGAAGAAAAAUCUAUUCAUUUAACAGUUCCUCAGAUUUUCUGUAAUUGCCAAACACCUAUUACUCCCCCAAAAACAACUCUUAGACACGUCAACAAUUCUUUUUCAGCUUCAAAUGUUUAUGAAAAUGAUCCAAUUCUUGACGCGGUGCUUCGAGAACACAAAGUUGCCGUUAAUUCUGUUAAUAAGAAAACACUUCCAAUGAAUUUUUCUUUUGCUCGUGGAAUUCAACCAUUUAAAAGCUCAAAACAAAAUUAUCCUUUUUCUGCAAUUCAAACUGAUCAUAUUAUUGCUAAAGUUUGUAACAGGCAAUUAAUUAAAAUAUCUCAAUCUUCAAUUGAAAAUUAUCGACAACUUAAACUGGCACAAAUUGAAAGAAAUUUAUUUUCAAUAAAAUUGAGACGAGCUUUGAAACAUUGGAUAAAUUUUACAAAAAUUCGAAAAUGUGAAAAAUUAACAAAAAAUUUGGUUAUUAAUAUUGCCAAUUCAACGCUUUCUUUUGUUGUUAAUUCAAAUUUGGAACAUUUAUCUGCAAGGAUACUUAGAGAAAUCGUCGAACAGUCAAAAAAUAGACUGGCAAACGAAAUUGCUACAAUUCAAGCAGAUUUACUUUUAGAAAAAGUUUUGUCAGAACAACUUUCUUCUAUUGUAACUCGUGUUAGAGCAAGUCAAGUUCGUGAUAUUGAAGAUCGUUUAAAACAAAUUGGACAAAAUUUACAUUUAAUUUGGCAAAGACAAUUUACUAAUCAUUGGUUAGCUAAAACAAGAAGAAAUAGGCUUAUUAGAAGCAUUACUUUUCUUUCGACUGAAUCCCCUUCAUCCUCCACUCAAUUUAUUGACACAAACUCAAGAAGAUUUUUCCACCCCAAAUUAAAAACAAUUACAACCGAAAAGUUGCGUGAAAUGGCCGAAGAAAAAAUUAAAAUUAAUGAACAAAAAAGACAGGAAGAAGAAGAAUUGAAUAUUAAUAAUGAGAAUGGGUUUACAAUUGCUAAUGGAUUUUCUCCAGCAGAAAGUAAUGGAAAAAGAGCUACUGCAGUUUCUAUUAGGGAUGAAAUUCUUGAUGGUAUAUCUUUUCAAAAUGGUGAGUUGUUUGAUCUUGUUUCUGUCAUUUUGGGGACUUUAUUUUUUACAAUUUUUUCUUUUCAAACCUGUCAGGUUAAAAAGGAUUAA